AUGUUUCCUAGACCCUUCUGGAUGAAAAUUCCCAAUACCACCAUAGAGGAUGCGUUCAACAAGGUCACUAGAACGGAGAUAGAUAGAAUCCGUGCAGGAGAUACUUGGACUCAUUCAGUGGCGGCUAAACCUCAGAACAAGUUAAGAAAUAGGUAUACUGAUGUGUUCCCCUGGGAUAAGAAUCGAGUCAAAUUACCUUCAAAACAUAAUGAUUAUAUUAAUGCUUCUCAUAUUGACUUACCAGACUCCAGGUAUAUUGCUAGUCAAGGUCCUUUAAGACAAACCAUCCACCAUUUCUGGUCAAUGUGCUAUAAUGAGUCUCAAAGAAGAGGCGAGGAUGAUAUUAUCAUCGUGAUGAUUACUCCGUUGGUGGAGAAUAACAGGAAAAAAUGUGAAAAGUAUUGGCCUGACGAAUCUUGGGACUUAUCCAGUCUCCUCAAAGAAGAUCAAAUCGAUUUACCCUCAAUGAAUAUCACAAAUGAUCGUCUGACAUCUUUCUCGAAAUUUACCUUGACGGAAUUAUCAUUGACUGUGGGCGAUGACGUCAAGAAGGUAUGGCAUUACUAUUAUCAUGAUUGGGCAGACACUAGAACUCCAUCAGAUGGUUUAUCACUCAUUGAAUUACUGAAUCAAGUACAUAAGUUGAAAUCUACCAAGAAAGUUCAAGUUCCAAUCAUACAUUGUUCUGCUGGAGUUGGAAGAACAGGAACUUUCAUAGCAUUGGAUUAUUUCAACAUUCACGAUGAGUUAUUGGUAGAUGCAGAAAAUUCAGACCCAAUCUAUGAACUUUUCCAAUUAUUAAGGAAUGAUAGAUUAUUAAUGAUCCAAACCCUUGAACAAUACGAAUUUCUUUAUGAAUUUUUCCUGAAAGUCGUCUUAAAGGACUUUCCUUUCGAGAAGAAAUAG
Yamadazyma jaroonii is the source of this 906-nucleotide messenger RNA. The record is from the annotation of a GenBank genome assembly. Lineage: Eukaryota; Fungi; Ascomycota; Pichiomycetes; Serinales; Debaryomycetaceae.